AUGCCUCGCUACACCAUCACCGAGCCGCACCCCACCGUGGUCAAGAACAGCUACACCCACUCGGGUCGCGGCGGCGCUGGCAACUUCUUCCGCGCUCCGGCAACCACAGCCCCGACCGGCGUCCCCACCCCCGUCACCACUACGACGGUGCCCGUGUCUACCGGCCGCUUCUACUCGGGCCGCGGCGGAGCUGGCAACGCACAUGCAGCCUCCGAGCGCCCCGUCAUCUCGUUCGACGAAGAGUUCUCCAGGGCAGAGAUCCGCGAGAAAGCUGCCACCAUGGGCCACGUCGGCCGUGGCGGCGCCGGCAACGUAUUCGGAAGUGGCAGCGGGAGCAGCUCCAAGAGCACCAAGAGCCGCCGCGACUCGUCUAGCACAUCGGGAAGCGCGCGCUCCGGCUUCUGGGGGCGUCUCAGCAACGUCGGCUCCAACCACCACUGA
Molecule: messenger RNA, 441 nt
Organism: Lasiosphaeria miniovina
Lineage: Eukaryota; Fungi; Ascomycota; Sordariomycetes; Sordariales; Lasiosphaeriaceae
Exons: 1
Coding region: 1-441 (146 amino acids)
Source: RefSeq, a predicted model, not a curated record